AUGAACAAUUUGUGGGAUCAAAUUCGACGGUCUCAGGAUGAAGAUGAUGAAGAGAUGAUGGCCACCAACGCCAUUGUCAUCGCUGCAGUCGCAGAAGAAUCUGGAAACCAACACCGAGGGCGCGUUUCUCAUCUGGGUCGUGCACCAAAUGAGGAACGACUUAGAGAAGAAAGGGGCAAAGGUAUGUUGGCCGACUACUUUGUCGACCGGCCAGUGUUCAAAGAUCCGGUGUUCCGAACACGUUACAGGAUGAGUCUCAAUCUCUUCAAGCAUAUAUCUACUGACCUUUGCCAGUAUGAUCGUUACUUUGUUCAAAGGUCAGAUGCUACCGGCAAAGUCGGACUGCUUCCGAAGCAGAAGAUGACAGCUGCCUUGCGAAUGCUUGCUUAUGGUGCAGGGGCAGAUCAAUGUGCUGAGUAUUGUCGGAUGGCGAAAUCCACCUCCGUCGCAGCCUUUCAGCACUUUACACGAGGAAUUGUUGAUCUUUACUCAGCAGAAUACCUCCGCGCUCCUACUGCAGCCGACCUUAGACGACUUCUUGCCAAAGCUGAGAGGAGAGGUUUUCCAGGAAUGAUUAGGAGCAUCGACUGUAUGCAUUGGCAAUGGAAGAAUUGUCCGACAGGUUGGGCUGGAGAAUAUAGUGGUAGGAAACAGAUCCCCACUAUCAUCCUGGAAGCAGUUGCAUCUUACGACACCUGGAUUUGGCACGCAUUCUUUGGAAUGCCCGGGGCAUGCAACGACUUGAACGUCUUGGCAAAGUCUCCGUUGUUUGAUGAGCUUACCGCCGGUAGAGCACCUCUGAUCCAAUUCCAAGAAAUCGAGUUUGCAAAGGCUCAAGAGGGGUAUAGGAAGGAUGUAGAAAGAUGUUUUGGUAUAUUACAGUCACGGUUUGGUAUUGUUAGAGGAGCUGCUCGUGGGUGGCAUAAAGAGGACCUUCGAUACAUCAUGUUGACUUGUAUUAUAUUACACAACAUGAUUGUCGAAAAUGAACGACCUGAAGACAACGAUGAUGAGUUGGAGUCCGAUGAUGAGGAGGAUAACAAUAUGAGGCCUAGGAUUGCUGAGGUAUGGGAGGGACCAACCGAUAGAGACUUUGAUCCUGUUGGUAGAGAUGCUCAUCAUAUGAACGGAUUCAUGGACCGCUACCAACAAAUUAGAUCUGAGCACAGUCACUCCAACCUUCAGGAAGACCUCAUUCAACACUUUUGGGAAUUUCAAGGCAAUAAGAGUAUCUAG
Messenger RNA from Rosa rugosa (rugosa rose), 1236 nucleotides. RefSeq lists its product as uncharacterized. The transcript has 2 exons. The record is from RefSeq and is a predicted model, not a curated record. The coding region runs from base 1 to 1236 and encodes 411 amino acids. Lineage: Eukaryota; Viridiplantae; Streptophyta; Magnoliopsida; Rosales; Rosaceae.